AUGUCUGGGUUAUGGCUCCUCCUGUGUCUCCUGCUCCUGGAGAAACCUUUGGCCAGGCCUCCGUUUUUUGCCCUCGGCAACAGGUGUGGAAGCCCCAGGACGAGCAUCUGUGAUUUUGUCUGUGACUGCUGGGAUUGCUCAGAUGAAAGCUGGUGUGGAUAUCGAAAGGAUUUUUUUGCCCUGGGAACGCCUUUUACUUGCGACUUUGAAGGCAGCACUUGUGGCUGGGAGGAUGUGAGCACCACUGGCUACCGAUGGGCCCCAGCACGGGCCAGCCUCUCAACAUGGGGGGCAGAACCCCCCUUUGACCAUACGCUGGGCACCGAUUUGGGCUGGUUCAUGUCCACCUCCAAGCAAAGAGCCAAGCCAUCCGCUAUCGCCCAGCUCAGAUCCCCACCAAUGAGGGCGGCAGCUGCCACCUGCGAGAUCCGGGCUUGGUAUCACCUGUGGGGACCAGGUCUCGACAAGAACCCCUGGCCCGCCUUGACGGUGGAGCUGAGCCGCAGGAAUCACACAGUGACGCUGUGGCGAAACCCCCCAAGCAGCGUCUACGCCUGGCGGGAGCUGGUUGCCUACACAGGCCGGAUCGAGGGAACUUUCCAGAUAACUUUCACUUCAACCCAGGAAUUCUCUGAGACGGUGCAACUGGCAAUAGAUGAUGUGGAGUUCAGGAACUGUGGCCUCCCACGCCCCCAGAACUGCAGCAUGGACGAGUAUCAGUGCCAGCAAGGGGGCUGUGUAGCCAAAGACCGGCUUUGUGACGGCACCAAAGACUGCAGGGAUGGUGAAGAUGAGAGUCAUUGUGAUUUGUUCAGCUUCUGUUCCUUUGAGGAAGACUGGUGUGGGUGGACUGUGGAGCCUGGCACAACCUUUUCCUGGGCAAGGAACACCAGCCUGCAGGUGCCUCCAUCUUCCGCUCAGCCCACGCGGGACCACAGCACUAACAGCCGGGCAGGCUACUUCGUCUAUGUCAGCAACGCCAACUUGGACCUGCAAGAGCGAAAAGCCUGGCUGGUCAGCCCAACUCUGGCAGCGAACCAGGGCAGGUCCUGCCACCUGGUUCUCUACCUCCACCUGCACGGCGCGGAUGCCAACAGCCUGAACAUCUAUUACCGAACCGAAACAGGAAAGCAGCUUGUCCGGGUCCGCUCUGGGGACUUGGGGAACUACUGGUUCCGGGAGACAGCACAUUUCAACAUGGCAGAGGAGUUCCAGAUCGUCAUUGAAGGGGUGAUUGGGAAGGGGCACAAAGAGAACAUCAUCGCUCUGGAUGACCUCAUCCUGUCUCCUGGCUGCCUAAAGCAAAACGGUACCCUUUCUGUCACCUCCCAGCCAGAUGUCCCUAGCCCCUGCAGCCCGGACCAGUUUGCGUGCGAUGAUGGCAACCAAUGCAUCAGCAUGGAGCUUGUCUGCGACUUCAAGGCCGAAUGUCAUGAUGGCUCUGACGAGCUGCGUUGUGGAGCCACCGAUUUUGCUCUUGGCCCCGGGGGAUGGACGGAUGUCAGUGUGGGGCGGCUCCAGUGGAGAGCCCAGCAAAGCAACGGUAGCUCUGGGUCCUUUUUCAGCCUGCAGGAAGGGCCAGGACAGAUGCUGUCGCUGGCGAGGGCUGCCACCCCUGUGCUGGGUCCCUCGGGUCUGGCCUGCGCUCUGGAGAUUGACUUCACGACUGGUCCUCAAGGGUUGCUUGCACUUGCCAUUGCAGAUGAGAGGCUGGGGACCCACCGGGUGGUGUGGUACACCCCGGGAAAUGGCACCACAGCAUGGGAGCGAGCCACAGUGCCCCUUGGCUCAAGAGACAGGCCUUUCCAGCUGGAGCUGCUGGGUCUGGAGGAUCUCCGAGGCCCACACGGGUCACUUCUCGGCAUCGGGAAUGUCACCUUUGUCAACUGCAAUGCCAAUGACUCCCUUGCUCAACCGUCAGGGCUGUCCUGCAACUUUGAGACCGACUGGUGCGAGUGGUUUAUGGAGCAGAGUGAUGGCUUUGAGUGGGAGCGAAGGGCAAACCAGGGAUGGGGUGUGGACCACACGACGGGCACAGGUUCUUUCCUUUCUGUGGAUCCUUCGGCUCCUGGGACCCAAGGUCUGCGUGCACGGCUCAUUUCUUCACUCCAGGCUUCUCCUUCCUACGACACCUGCCUUUCCUUCUGGUACCGCAUGGAGGGUCCCCAAAUUGGCACUUUGAACCUCAUUGUGAGAUAUGCUGGAGAACCAGAGCAGGUGCUCUGGACCCGGAAGGGGAGCCAUGGCAUGGUGUGGCACCGGGGAUUCUCCACCAUGCCCCAGCAGCCCGGCCAGAACUACCAGGUGAUCUUCGAGGCGCUCCGCGAUGGCUUCCUGGGUACAAUGGCUCUGGAUGACAUCACUGUGACACCCGGAGCCUGCAGGCCACAAAAGCAUUGCUCAUUUGAGACUGAUAACUGUGGCUUUUCCAUCAGCAACCAGCAAGCAUGGGAGCGGCAGAAUGGUGCUGGGGGCCAGGGCCCCCCUGUGGACCACACUCUUGGCACACCUAAAGGGCAUUACCUCUUCAUCAACACCAGUGUGGAUGCCCUGCCCUCUGGGCAGCGGGCCGCCCUGUGGUCACCCCCAGCGUUCCUGCCUUGGCUUCGCACCCACUGUGUGACGUUUUGGUACUACCUGAGUAGCAGCGAUGCAAGAUCUUUGAGUGCCUACGUGAAGGAAGGAGGCACACAAAGGGAGGUGCUGAUCAUGAGCAUGAUGCAGGCAGAGGCCUGGUUAUACGGCAACUUCACUGUAACAGUCCAGGAUGAAUGGCAGGUGGCAUUUGUGGUGGAAGGUGCUGGAGGGGGGCCCUCCUCUUACUUUGCCCUGGAUGACUUUGAAGUGAAGGAAGGGAGCUGCAGGGAAGCAGGGUCUUGCAACUUUGAAUUGGGCCCUUGUGGAUGGCGCAAACCCCAUGGAGACUGGUACAGCUGGGACUGGAAGGAUGGAGCCACCCCAUCCCAGUCCUCGUCACCAAAGGUAGACCACAUUCUUGGGACAAAAGCAGGUCAUUAUGCCUAUGUAGAUGUUGCUGUGCUGGGAAUGGGGAGGGGCACAGCCCGCCUGGCCAGCGAGCCCCUUCCUCCGACCGACGGCGCUUGCCUGCACUUCUACUACCACAUGGAUUUCCUGGGCCAGAGCUCCGAAGCAGAGCUGAGGGUGCUCCUCUCUGGCCAAGAAGGGGAGCGGACGGUGUGGCAUGCCGUGGGGCACCAAAGCCGGGGCUGGAUGAACCAAAGCCUGUUCGUGUCCAGUCUCACCAAUUUCCAGAUCGUGCUGGAAGCCACAAGCGGAGCGUGGCCAAGCUCAGAGACCAUUGCUGUGGACGAUAUCUCUUACACAGCUGGGGCUGGCUGUGAUAAGCCCCAGGGGAGCCAAGAGGAAGGUAGCAGCUCUGCCGAGGACUCUGUGGCCGGGCUGGUUGCUGGCAUUGUGUGCUCCAUCCUUUUCGGGCUUGUUGCCGCAAUAAGCACCAUCUAUUGCCUGAAGAAGCAGAAAGCAUCAGGAGCCAGGAUGCCAGAGGAGACUGCCAGCAUCCAAGGAUUUGACAACAUAGCAUUUAGAGAUGACAGAGUGAUGAUACCACAGUUGCCCAUUGACAGAGAAACAGAGUAGACCACCAUCUGAACAAACAACGGCCGGGCCUGGCACUGUUCCACAACCAUUGGUCUGCAUAGCUGAACCAUCAAGGGUGAUUUUGUUCCACAAUGCUUUAUAACAUCCUGUUUUUUGGGGGGGAAAUGUGGCUUGGUUCAUGUGGAGUGUAAUAAAAGUUUUCUUUCUGGCCA
Molecule: messenger RNA, 3791 nt
Organism: Rhineura floridana
Lineage: Eukaryota; Metazoa; Chordata; Lepidosauria; Squamata; Rhineuridae
Gene: MAMDC4
Product: MAM domain containing 4
Exons: 29
Coding region: 1-3618 (1205 amino acids)
Cellular component (GO): membrane
Molecular function (GO): protein binding
Source: RefSeq, a predicted model, not a curated record